This is a messenger RNA of Episyrphus balteatus (marmalade hoverfly), 601 nucleotides long. RefSeq lists its product as uncharacterized. Lineage: Eukaryota; Metazoa; Arthropoda; Insecta; Diptera; Syrphidae. The coding region runs from base 104 to 523 and encodes 139 amino acids. The transcript is spliced from 3 exons. The record is from RefSeq and is a predicted model, not a curated record.
UUCGAACAGCUGUUUUUUGUUUACAAAUUUUCCACCAGCCAUCAAAAACAAAACCAUGGCAUGAUAUAAUUUUCCAAUUUUUCUUUGAAAAAUUAAACAAAUCAUGAAACUUACUUCAAUAUUACUUAAACCAAAAGCCUCAGAAGUUCUUACUGCCUAUCUAAAACAAUGCAAUGAGCCACCUUGGACAUCAUAUUUCGUUAAGUUGAAGGAUGUAAAAAAUGACCAAUACGGACGUUCCCAUUUUAAUUGGACACUUGAUACCGGAACUAAUUAUCAUAUCCUGCGAACUGGUUGUUAUCCUUAUUUGAAAUACCAUUGCAGUAAAAGAGAUUAUCAAAAUCUUGAACUGGAAGAUAAAUUCUUUAGAUUUUUGAAAGUUAUUAAUUUUGGUCUUCCAAUGUUGUUCUAUGGUUUAGCUGCAAUACGAUUGAUAAGUCACAAGGAAAUUGUUCAUGUUGAUGAGAAUACCAACGUUCCUAUUUAUUUUCUUUACGAGGAGGAUAAAGGUUCUCGGUUUUAAACUAAUUAAUAAGCUAGGAAAAUUAAUUUUAUAAUUUGAUUUUUAAAAGAAUUGAACACAAAAAAAAAAUUGAUAAAU